Molecule: messenger RNA, 2019 nt
Organism: Peniophora sp. CBMAI 1063
Lineage: Eukaryota; Fungi; Basidiomycota; Agaricomycetes; Russulales; Peniophoraceae
Source: the annotation of a GenBank genome assembly
AUGUCAAGCGACCCGUCUGAGAUCGGCACGCUCAUCGUUGUGAUACUCAAAGCACGAAAUCUACCAAACAAGCGCCAUCUAGGCAAGCAGGCGCCAUACUGCACCGUCCAGUUCAACGGGGAGACGCGACGGACGAAGGUCAUCAAGCGCGGCGGCCAGCACCCAGAGUGGGAUGAGGAAGUCCGGUUCACGAUCUUCGAGGAUGACGCGACGGCGGGUCUGAACGACGGUGAUGCGCCUCCACCGCCUCCGAAGGAUGGUCGACCGCGGAAGAUCAAGGGCGGGAAGAUGAUGCACAUGUGCUGCUUUGCGGACGAUCCCAGAGAGCCAGACCUUAUUGGCGAUUGCAAGGUCGACUUGACUGAGGUGUUCACCAAGGGCGAGACAGACGAAUGGUUUACGCUCAACCAUAAAGAUCGCUACAGUGGAGAGGUAUAUCUCGAGUUGACUUUUUGGUCCAACGCGCCUCCACCGCAGAAAAAGGCUGUACCCAUAAACCCGGCGUAUCAGCGGGAGUAUGGUGGCACCGGCGAGUUCAUGCCGCUUGCGGACGAUUCCUACUCGAGCGAUGGCGGCUACGAGCCACAGCUCAACGCCAGUAGCUCUCGCAAUGGUUAUGAGACGAUACGGCCGUCAAACUCCUCUGCUAGGAUACCUCUUUACCAGCCUUCGUAUGAGCCGAGAGCGGAGAUCAGGGAAGGUUCGGUGGAUCGUCUUGUCAAUGACUUCGGCGAGCUGGGCGUGGGCGAUCAUGCAAGACGAAGCAGCACGUAUCCUCCUCUGAACACUGAUUACACCGGGUACAAUGGGACGAUGGGAUCUGUGAUGUCUACUCAAAGCUGGCAUUCUGACCAAGGACCGACCAUCGACGGACGCCCUAGUCAUUAUCAGAGGACACAACGGAUGUCUGAUGCUUCAGCUCGACCAUAUACGCCAUAUCAAGCUCCCUACGAAACUGGUGCAGCUCCGCUACCUCCCUCAUCGAGCUUCUCUCAACAGCCGCCUCCUGCACGGCGUCCCCGCUACAGCAUGCCUGUUGCGUCAUCUGGGUUUGUGCCCGUGGGACCGGGCACAGAACCGUCGAGCUUCAUGCAAGCGGCACAGAUGGCACCCGAUAUGACUGGCUUCCAGCCACCGCCUUCAAGAAUGUCUAUGUCCAGUUAUGCACCAUCGGUCCCGGGUACACCAGCGCCUCCUCCCAGUAGAGGGCCACGCCAUUCGCACUCGCCUAUGCCAAGCUCGUCCUUCGCGCAUCUUCCAGCCCAGUCGCCUGCGCCUUCUCUGCCCUCGUCAAUAACAGCGCCUGGGCAUCUCAGCCAAAUGCAGUCCUACGGGACACCGCCUGGAGUUCCUUUUCCACAGCAGCCAGGAUACGGGCCGCCUCCUCCGUCUUCGGCACCACCCGUGCAGUAUCCACCACCACCUCCGUCUACGCUUCCUCCUGUGCCACACUCGGCACCGCCUCCAAUGGGCUAUCAGAAUGGCGCCCUCCCUCCGCCGGCUUCGCAUGUCAUGCCACCCACGCAGGUGCCCGGAUCGAGACCGCUUCCUCUGCCUCAGGGCGCUCCUCCGCUGCAAGGAUCGCAUUCUCUGCCUACGCCCCCAGGCCCUCCAGGCCCUCUGGCACCGUCGUCGUCGUUCGACGGCAUUCCACCACCACCUCCUUUGCCUUCGGCCAGCCCAUCGUCACUAUCGCUCGGCCCACCGAUACCAUCAUCUGUCCCACCACCUCCGGGCCAGCGCGUACCCUCCGGCCGUCCCAGCCUUCCUCUUCCCCCACCAGGAUCAUCGCCCUCCGGACACAUGCCAGCGUCCGCAUAUGAGUCCGGCCCUCCGACCUCGCGUCGAUCAAGUUCGCAGCAUCUCGCGCUGCAACAGCAACCUCCGGCGCUCCCGCCUGCACCGCCGUCUCUGAACUCGCAACCGCAGUACGCGUACCCGGGUCCGCCGCCUCGUCCACCCACUCAAAUGCUGGCGCCGCCCGGCGCGGGCCCCCAAUAUUCGCAGGGCGGAUACUAA